Messenger RNA from Dovyalis caffra, 297 nucleotides. Lineage: Eukaryota; Viridiplantae; Streptophyta; Magnoliopsida; Malpighiales; Salicaceae. The record is from the annotation of a GenBank genome assembly.
AUGACAACAAAAGAUAUGAUUAAGAUCGUUGAUUUUCUUGAUGAAUCUAACAGGGUCAGAGAAGAGAACAACCGAGACAGAACAGGUAGCUCAAUAGCAGCAACGGAGAAGAAACAUCAAGAAGCAACACACAAUCAAGCAGAAUUCAGCAGGAAAGGAGGCAGGAGCAAUCCAAAACAGAAUCCUGAAACAUCUACGUACGCCAUCAGAAUAAGCAGCAUCAAACAUAACUUGAAGAAGAAACUGAUCCAACAGUACAGAAAGAGACAGCGCAGCAGUAUUGGAAUUCAGAAAUAA